GAUUUAACUCAAUUCGGUAUUAUUAUAUUCGGUCGUGAAGUACGUUUGAUUAAAUCGAAUGAACAACCUUGGGAUGCAGCAACUAUUUAUACACUUGUAAAUGAACUUCGGUUCGAUCAAGAUGAAGAUACAAAAGAUGCAGAUGCUAUUGAAGUUGCUAUUGAUCUACUUAGUCAAUGUUCUACACGAGGUGAAAAGAAAAUAUUUAUGUUUACGGAUGGUUAUAGUAAUUGUGGUAAUCGUCUUGCUCUAGUACAACAACGCGCUGAAAAUAAUGGCAUUGAUCUCGUAGCUAUAGCUAUUGGCAUUGAUUCAACUAAUCUUCAAUUAGUUUAUAAAAGAUAUUUGCAAUGUGCAACUGUUCGUGGAUUAUCAAAAGCUUUACGAGCUCUAUUCGAACAAGAAGCACAAAUUGUUUUGUCCGAAUGGGCGCCAAUAGAUAACGACAAGAAACAACCUACCGAUGAUACGAAAGAUACUAUAUCUAAAGAUAAUCUUUUCGAAGAUAUAUUUUCAAAGAAAGCUUUCAGUGAUAUGAUCAAUGAAUUGGCUGGUGAACAAGAAUUAAUGUUAAUACAAAAUGGUCAACUACCAUCGAAUAUAACAAUUGAUAUUUGUUUUUGUCUUGAUUGUACUGGUAGCAUGUCACGAUGGUUAGCAGCAGUUAAAGGUCAAAUGAAAACUAUUAUGGAAGGUAUUCAAGGUGAAGUUAAAGUAAAAUAUCCAUCACUUAAACUUCAACUACGUUUUGCCAUUGUUGCUUAUCGUGAUUUGAAAGAUAAGCCACCAAUUAUGAAAAUAGAUUUUACAGAAAAAACAGAUGAUGUAAUGAAAUUUUUAAAUGGAAUAACGGCUAGUGGAGGUGGUGAUAUUCCGGAAGAUGUACUCGGUGCACUUGAUACAUGUUUAACAUUGAAUUGGAGUAAAACAAAUGCUCGAUUCAUUGUACUCAUUACUGAUGCACCUGGUCAUGGGCCAGAACUUCAUAAUGAUCUUGCAAAUGAUGAUUAUAAGACUGUAAGCAAUCUGAUUAAACUUUUAUUUAAUUAUCACUAG
Rotaria sp. Silwood2 is the source of this 1056-nucleotide messenger RNA. The record is from the annotation of a GenBank genome assembly. Lineage: Eukaryota; Metazoa; Rotifera; Eurotatoria; Philodinida; Philodinidae.